Manis pentadactyla (Chinese pangolin) is the source of this 6155-nucleotide messenger RNA. RefSeq names its product sperm antigen with calponin homology and coiled-coil domains 1 like (gene SPECC1L). The coding region runs from base 423 to 3773 and encodes 1116 amino acids. Gene Ontology annotation, cellular component: filamentous actin; microtubule organizing center. Gene Ontology annotation, biological process: actin cytoskeleton organization. The transcript is spliced from 16 exons. Gene Ontology annotation, molecular function: protein binding. The record is from RefSeq and is a predicted model, not a curated record. NCBI's taxonomy places the organism in Eukaryota, Metazoa, Chordata, Mammalia, Pholidota, Manidae.
GUGUGCGCCGGCGGGCCGGUCCACCUCCUCAGCGCCGCCCGCGCGGCCAGGCCCAGUCGGCCCCGCAGACCCCGACGGGCCCGCGCCUGCGCCGUCCCCCGCCCGGGCCCCCAGCCCGCCCCGCGCCUGCGCCGGCCUCCUCCCAGCCGGACCUGCAACCUUCGGCGCGGAUCUCCGGGGCGCCCCUGACUGGUGUUCCGGGAUCCCCGUCCGCCGGAUGCCUCUGAGCUGAGGGGCCGAGUGCGACCCUUCCGCUUUGCUCUCCCCUCGCCCCAGGAGGGGCUGGGGCCGCCGCCCAUAGUCCUGUCCCCUGCCCGCCGCGGGUACCAGCUCUGCUCCGGAGCCCCGAGAACGCGGCGCGGGGAUCAGCCCUCCCCGCUUCGAGAUUUGCUUGUAAAUGCAUCACGAAGAGGCAACCCAGAAUGAAGAAAGCAAGCAGGAGUGUUGGCUCAGUGCCUAAAGUGUCUGGGAUAAGCAAAACAGUAGAGAAACCUAAACCUGAAAAUAACCCUUCGGCAUCUAUAGGAGGCAAACUUGUAAGACCUGGAGCUGCAGCAUUAUUGUCCAAGACCAAGAGCAACGAUGACCUUUUAGCUGGAAUGGCUGGAGGGGUGACAGUGACUAAUGGUGUCAAAGGAAAGAAAAGCACCUGCCCUUCCACAGCAUCUUCAGCAUCUGCUCCUGCCAUGACCACCGUGGAGAGCAAGGCCAAGAUUAGCACAGGCACAAGUUCUUCAACCAAGCGGAGCACUUCUACAGGUAAUAAAGAAUCCAGUUCUACUAGAGAAAGAUUACGGGAACGCACACGACUAAACCAGAGCAAAAAAAUACCUUCUGCAGGUCAGGGGCCUAAUGACCUGGCACUGGCUAAACGUUCCCGCAGUCGUACUGCCACAGAAUGUGAUGUUCGCAUGAGCAAGUCUAAGUCAGACAAUCAGAUCAGUGACAAAGCUGCUUUGGAGGCCAAAGUGAAAGAUCUUCUCACACUGGCAAAAACUAAAGAUGUGGAAAUUUUGCAUUUGAGAAAUGAACUCCGAGACAUGCGUGCUCAGCUGGGCAUUAAUGAGGAUCCUUCCGAGGGAGAUGAAAAAUCUGAGGAGAAGGAAGCCAUUAUUGCUCACCAGCCAACUGAUGUUGAGUCUACUUUAUUGCAGUUACAGGAACAGAAUACUGCCAUCCGCGAAGAGCUCAACCAGCUGAAAAAUGAAAACAGAAUGUUAAAGGACAGGUUGAAUGCAUUGGGCUUUUCCCUAGAGCAGAGGUUAGACAAUUCUGAAAAACUGUUUGGCUAUCAGUCUCUGAGCCCAGAAAUCACUCCUGGUAACCAGAGUGAUGGAGGAGGGACUCUGACUUCUUCAGUAGAAGGCUCUGCCCCGGGGUCAGUGGAGGAUCUCUUGAGUCAAGAUGAAAACACCCUCAUGGACCAUCAGCACAGUAACUCCAUGGACAAUUUAGACAGUGAGUGCAGUGAGGUGUACCAGCCCCUCACAUCCAGCGACGACGCCCUAGAUGCACCGUCGUCCUCCGAGUCAGAAGGCAUUCCGAGCAUAGAGCGCUCUCGGAAGGGGAGCAGUGGGAAUGCCAGCGAAGUGUCUGUUGCGUGCUUGACUGAACGGAUACAUCAGAUGGAGGAGAACCAACACAGCACGAGCGAGGAACUUCAGGCAACUCUGCAAGAGCUAGCUGACUUACAGCAGAUUACCCAGGAGCUGAAUAGCGAAAAUGAAAGGCUUGGGGAGGAAAAGGUUAUUCUUAUGGAGUCUCUGUGUCAGCAAAGUGAUAAGUUAGAACACUUUAGCCGACAAAUCGAGUAUUUCCGCUCCCUUCUAGAUGAACAUCACAUUUCUUAUGUCAUAGAUGAGGAUGUGAAAAGUGGACGCUAUUUGGAACUGGAACAACGUUAUAUGGAUCUAGCUGAGAAUGCCCGUUUUGAACGAGAGCAGCUUCUUGGUGUCCAGCAGCACUUGAGCAAUACUUUGAAGAUGGCAGAACAAGACAACAAGGAAGCUCAAGAAAUGAUAGGGGCACUCAAAGAACGCAAUCAUCAUAUGGAGCGAAUUAUUGAGUCUGAGCAGAAGGGGAAAGGAGCCUUGGCAGCCACAUUAGAGGAGUACAAAGCCACAGUGGCCAGUGACCAGAUAGAAAUGAAUCGCCUGAAGGCCCAGCUGGAGAAUGAAAAGCAAAAGGUGGCCGAGCUGUAUUCCAUUCAUAACUCUGGAGACAAGUCUGAUAUCCAGGAUCUCCUGGAGAGUGUCAGGCUGGACAAAGAAAAAGCGGAGGCUUUGGCUAGUAGCCUGCAGGAAGAUCUGGCGCACACCCGAAAUGAUGCCAAUCGAUUGCAGGACACCAUUGCAAAGGUAGAAGAUGAAUACCGGGCCUUUCAAGAAGAAGCUAAGAAACAAAUAGAAGAUUUGAAUAUGACAUUAGAAAAAUUAAGAGCAGAGCUGGAAGAAAAAGAGACAGAAAGGAGCGACAUGAAAGAAACCAUCUUUGAACUUGAGGACGAAGUUGAACAACACCGAGCCGUGAAACUUCAUGACAACCUCAUUAUUUCUGAUCUAGAGAAUACGGUUAAAAAACUCCAGGACCAAAAACAUGACAUGGAAAGAGAAAUCAAGACAUUGCACAGGAGACUUCGGGAAGAAUCUGCAGAAUGGCGGCAGUUUCAAGCUGAUCUCCAGACUGCAGUGGUUAUUGCAAAUGACAUUAAAUCUGAAGCCCAGGAGGAGAUCGGUGAUUUGAAGCGCCGAUUGCAUGAGACUCAAGAAAAAAAUGAGAAACUCACAAAAGAAUUGGAAGAAAUAAAGUCACGCAAGCAAGAGGAGGAGCGAGGCCGGGUGUAUAACUACAUGAAUGCUGUUGAGAGAGAUUUGGCAGCCUUACGGCAAGGGAUGGGACUGAGUAGGCGCUCUUCAACCUCUUCUGAGCCAACCCCUACGGUAAAGACCCUCAUCAAGUCCUUCGACAGUGCGUCUCAAGGACCAAAUCCUACAGCAGCUGCAAUUCCUCGAACGCCUCUGAGUCCAAGUCCUAUGAAAACCCCCCCUGCAGCAGCAGUCUCCCCUAUGCAGAGACAUUCCAUAAGUGGACCAAUCUCUACAUCCAAACCCCUGACAGCCCUGUCAGAUAAGAGACCAAACUAUGGGGAAAUUCCUGUUCAAGAGCAUCUGUUAAGAACCUCUUCAACCAGCCGACCAGCUUCACUACCAAGAGUACCUGCGAUGGAAAGUGCCAAGGCCAUCUCAGUGUCUCGAAGAAGUAGUGAAGAGAUGAAGCGAGACAUCUCUGCACCCGAGGGAGCAUCGCCUGCCUCCCUCAUGGCGAUGGGAACCACGUCACCACAGCUCUCCCUCUCCUCCUCUCCCACAGCGUCCGUGACGCCCACGACCCGAAGCCGGAUAAGGGAAGAAAGGAAGGACCCACUCUCAGCAUUGGCAAGAGAAUAUGGAGGCUCAAAGAGGAACGCCUUGCUGAAGUGGUGUCAGAAGAAAACAGAAGGCUAUCAGAAUAUCGACAUCACAAACUUCAGCAGCAGUUGGAAUGAUGGGCUGGCCUUUUGUGCUCUCCUGCAUACAUACCUUCCAGCCCACAUCCCAUAUCAAGAGCUGAAUAGCCAAGAUAAGCGAAGGAACUUCACCCUGGCCUUCCAGGCAGCUGAGAGCGUUGGAAUCAAAUCCACACUGGACAUUAAUGAAAUGGUGCGGACUGAACGGCCCGACUGGCAAAACGUGAUGCUGUACGUGACAGCUAUCUACAAGUACUUCGAAACCUGAGCACACCAGGAGGACCUCCCAGUUACCAGGCAACGCCAGCACCAUUAGCUACGCACCCUGUAAAGCUUUCAGCGACUCUCUGGGCUGCCCCACAGUGCGUGAGCCUUCAGCCUGGCGCCUCUGGGUUGGGAGAACUUGGGCCCAUGUGGCCUGCAACUCAGCCCAGGCUCCUUCCACGUGACCCAUCAGCCAGAGGUUGGCGUGUACUCCGUACCGCGCACUGUGUGCCUCCAGAAUUCUCCUUCUGAAGAUAUGUCUGAAUUUCGUUAGUGUUGCGGGGUGCCAGAGGCCCAUGAACAGCUCAACUUGGAAGGGGAUUAAAUUAUGCGGGCAGCUCAUGGGGUCAGUGAAAGCUUCAGCCACAGCCUAUCUGCAGUGCUCGUCGAGCAGGUCCUGUCACCCAUGGAAACCACGCAGGGGUGGCAGUGUCUGACAGGCUCCUGCUUCCCAGUGUUGGGUGUGUAGGCCUCAGCCCUUCACAGGGGCUCGGAUUCAAGGAGUGGGUCCAGAGCAGUGGGACAGCCCCCUUCUCUGUGACAGGGCUGUCCUAGCCAGUGCAGAUGACCAAGACUCGUGUUCCCGGCUCUCAGGGUCUGCUGCUGUUGAACGAUUCACGGGCUGGGCCUCCAUCUAGUCGCAGGCCAGGGCCCCUUCGCCGAUUCUCUGCUGACCUGACCUCCAGCUUCAUGGGGCUUGGACACCCAGCUCUGACUUCAGGUUUCUAGUCAAAAGAAUUGGUCAUAAGGAGUUCUUCUAGUUAAAAAAAUGUUUUUCUCUUAAGAGCAAUAUUGGGGGAAAUAGCUCUUUUUGUCAUAGUACCAAAGUUGAAUUGUUGUAGGCAUAGAUAUAAAACCCGAAAUGUGGACAUGGUGAAAGUCAGGAGUGAGGUGAGAAGGAGCAGGAGGAGAAGCUGAGCAGCUGGAAGGAGGCCGGACAGUGCGAUGUAAGUCACUGCAUCGCUGAGAUGUGAGUCCUAGGCAAGGACUGACUAAGAAAGUGCCUUAACUCUCCUGACGAGGGUGCCCUGCACAGAGGGUCCUGGAGGCCCCUGGCGCCGCAGCCAAGUGAAGGAGCUGGUUCCCUGCCAUGCCGCCCUCUCCAGGCCCAGUGGGCGUGAACCAGAGCCUCAUCACCAGCUGUCUGUUGAGAUGCCUCUCAGGCUGGGACUCAGCCCUUCUGGGGAACAGGGAGCCCAUGUCUCAGUACACCUGACACAGUAGCUGUUGGCUCAAACAGCGUCAAGACCCAUUGCUUCCAGAAUGUAGCUCGUCUGGCACCUGCACUGCAGCAUGAGGAAGAGCUGCCCCCGGUGAGGCAGGCCGCAGGGUGGGGCUCACACAGGCCCUCUGGCCCACGCGGGGGCUGUGGGCUAUGUAUGUGCACAUGAUGCUCCAGACCAGGAGUCUGACAUAUCUGCAGCCUAGAAGAGAAUGGUCAUAUGAGACAGGCUGUGCACACGCGUGGGGCCAUAUUGCCAGCAGGCAUGCCCAGAUGCCCUGACCCAGCAGCUCUGGCUACUACCCUAAUGGGAGGCUGUUUGCGAAGUGCCCACUUCAGCUGAUAAGGAGAGUUCCAGUGAGUGGAGCCCAGGCCCCACACACACCGGAAAACCCCAGCGGAUCUCUGUCCCAUCCUUCCCGACUGGGUUCUGUUCUGGUUUCUAUUGUGUUGGCAGUGGCCCUGUGCUAUCAGCUGAAGGACUGUUAGGGUGAGAUUCAUGUUUUUAAAUAUAUGUACCUGGUUUAGCUGAGUCCCACUUUUGUUGUUUGUCCUCAUGGAGGCCUGUGCCCAUCUGGACCAUGUCAGCUGUGCAGCCAUGUUUUUGUUUAUUUAUUAUGUUGGGGCCGGUUUCGUCUGAGGAAGGAGAAGCCUCUCCUGGUCUGCAUUUCUCGCCUGUGUCCCUUCCCAGCCGGGUGGGCCAGCUUGGCUGCUCAUGCUGUUGGGGGGGUCAUAGCUGCUGGGCUAUGACCAGAUUGCUAACAUUGUCCUGAUUCAUGCCCUGGGGUUGGUGACAGGGCAGAGGGUGGCCGUGGGGAGGGCCCGGCUGGGCUGCCCACGUUUGUACUUGGGUCCAACAAGUGAGAAGAUUCCAGAAGCAUGGCUUUUGCUUUUUCUAACAGGAUCCUUUAUGGGAUGAUUCUAGAUGGUCAUAUUACCUAAAAGUGACACACUGAGGUGCUUUUAGUCCAGUGGCACUUGGUAUGAAGCCUCCAGGAAGUCGUUUCACCUCUUCUCCCUUCAAGCACAAGCUUUACUGCAAAAGGGCCAGUUAAUUCCUGUUUCUCUCAACCACGGGCUUCUGCUGACUGAGGAUACUUUUUUAUUUUGUUCUAUUAAAUAUUCUUGAAUGUAUUAAAAUUGCUGAAACACAUCAGGCUUGGG